Messenger RNA from Neurospora tetrasperma FGSC 2508, 2204 nucleotides. RefSeq lists its product as uncharacterized. Bases 372 to 1592 code for a protein of 406 amino acids. NCBI's taxonomy places the organism in Eukaryota, Fungi, Ascomycota, Sordariomycetes, Sordariales, Sordariaceae. The transcript is spliced from 2 exons. The record is from RefSeq and is a predicted model, not a curated record.
AAGACACCGAGUCGGGACGAUCACAGUGCUUACAAUCGAUGCAGGACGACCGCACUAAAAUAGUCCCCAUUAACUGGCUUGCUGCAAUCAAAAGUUCUCUUCUCGUCUCGUGGAGUCAGUCGAUGAAUCUCUGUCCUUGAGUUUCAAGUCCUGCAGCUUCUCGAUACCUUGACCGCAAUCUUCACUCCGGGACUUCCCAAGAACGGAACCCAGCCCUGACGAGACUCCAGAACGGCCCCAUCAGCCAACAGCUUGCAGACGAUUCCAUAGGGCAGCCACUUGGGAUCGCCACACAUCACCACCCGUUGACCAUCUCCAUUUGCUGCAGGACAAGGCCGCCCAGACUUACUCUCUUUCCUCGGCAAGCCACCAUGGGACCGAACAAAACCCUCGAGAUGCCCCCUUCCGGAGCCUCGCUUCCCAUCGUUGACGUUGAAAAGGCGGCAUCAGAAGACGCAAGGACACGCUCGACGAGACCAGAGGACCAGAGGUUACCAACCAACACCACUACCGACAACAAGAUGAACUCGUCGAGGCGCGCUCUCUUGAGCGUCACUCUGUGCCUCUUGUUCUUCUUCGGCUUGACAUCGGCCGGACCAUCGAAGUGGCAGCAGAGGGUUCAGUGUCGUGAGGGAGCUGCAUCGGCGGAGGGCGAGAACCUCCAGUCCCUGCUGGAUGCGGCAUCGAAAGACUCUCUUCACAACAUCCUUCACAAAGCAUUUCCUGGGCGGUUCCAGCACGGAGUAUGGGAGUCGGAGAAGCAAGCCAUCGAGGCCGUUCACCGGGACAACGCCCCUCUUGCGACAGCAGUCUUGCGCAUGGCCAAGCGUGAUGACUCGAACACCACCAUCGCUUCGUCAACUCAGCAACCGACUUCUUCGGCCUCAUCCAGCGCUCAGGCUACUUCGUCGUCAAGCUCCGCGCAGCAAGUCACCACCAGCUCUUCGUCAUCGAGUGUGCCUGCGCCCGAGCCGUCAACCACCACCCAGGUUCCUCCCGUCACUAUCACCACUACUUCGACCACUUCGACCACCUCGACCAUUUCAACCACCUCGACCACUUCGAUCAAGUCAACAUCCUCCUCGGCACCUCAGGCUAGCCCCAGCUCAACUGGUACGUCCGUGAGCGAAAGUGAGAGAACUCUCGUCCUGAUAUCAACGUCGUCUUCUGCGUCUUCUGUGUCGUCUUCCGAGCCGUCUUCUGAAGCCGGAGUGUCUUCCACCACUUCUUCUUCAUCUGUCUCUUCAACCACCUUGAGCACCACCUCCAAGGCCAAGCCCCAGACAACCGAGCAACCACAGACCACCCAGCAGCCUCAACAACCCAACGAGCCCAUGACCCCCAGCUCCAAGGUCAUCGUCCAGACUUUGACCUCGACCUCGGACGGCGUCGAGGUCAUCGUGACCCAGACCAGCACCGUCCGCGUCGACCUUACCCCCACAGUGGGCGCCGGCACCACCAGGGCGUCUCCCAGCCUUCAGACCGAGAAUGCGGCCUCUUCUCUCCAGCAGCAGCCGGGAUCGGGGCGGUGGCUGAUGGUCGUUGAGGCUGUCGUGUUGGGAGCGCUAUUGUUCGGCUUUGCUCUUGCUUGAACGUGAGCGCGGAUAAAGUUGCUUUUUUUAUUUUCGUCUUGGUAUAUGGGUUUUGGCUUUGGCUUUGGCUUUUCAAAUUUGCGUUUCGUUUGCCUUAGCACUGCAUUGCGUCGGUUACUUACGUCACGUCACUUACAUUCUUUUUCUGUUGUUCUUGCAUUCCAUGGUUUACAACAACACCACGCACACAUACACACAUAUACACAGGCAUUCAUUUCUGCGGCGGCGCGCUGCCGUCGUCGCGAUGUAUAUCCACAUUCUUUUUUCCUGGGACAAAAAAGGGCAUUUGUUUACCGAUACUUGGUGACAAAAGUGGCAGGAGGCAAUUUGGUAAUUUGGUAUAGGGAAAGGUUCAUGCAUAGAGAUUUGGUUAGGCUAUCUACAGUUUUGGAACAGGAUAAUUUGUGGUCUGUACGAUGUGCAGGCAGGACAAAAGGGGCGAGCUAGGUUGUCACUGGGUGACCCUCAAGAAGUGGGAAACUCGUGGUAAAGGAGGAAUGGUUGGAUGGGAUAUAGGUUUUUACAUAAGAACGGACAACGUGCGUACAUAGUAUCUGGAUGGUAUGAUGGAAUGAAUUAGAAUGACCAUCAACAUUGUUGAGACUGGUACCG